Messenger RNA from Rhopilema esculentum, 8461 nucleotides. Its product is annotated as bromodomain adjacent to zinc finger domain protein 2A. NCBI's taxonomy places the organism in Eukaryota, Metazoa, Cnidaria, Scyphozoa, Rhizostomeae, Rhizostomatidae. The record is from RefSeq and is a predicted model, not a curated record. Gene Ontology annotation, cellular component: chromatin. Gene Ontology annotation, molecular function: protein binding; DNA binding.
UCACCGACCACAUGCGCCUUCUGCUCAAUCCUUUCUCCCCAUUUUCCUAAAUUACUUGCUCUGAUCCUUUACGAAACCUUUUCUUUAUUUUAUCCUCAAAUUUCGCACUGGAAUUGUAUGGUUUACGAUCGCUGGGAGACAACUAAGUUUGUUAAAGAAAAUGCUUUGAUGUACCUGCAGCAUGGAAGGAAGGGAGAAUGCUCCAGGACAUUCCAGAGGCCACCACUUUGGGCAUGGGCUCUAUCCAUUUUCAAGCCAUUGGCCAAGUUAUUCUCCGGGGAAUGUGAGCAACUCCUCCUCCGGUGCGAGCUCAUCACCUACAAGUGCGCAGAACAGUUCAGCAAAAACUACUGCAACAACACUUGUCACUUCAAGCAGUGCCCAGUCUGCACUUGGUCCUAGCUGGUGGCAUCCUCAUUCCUAUCCGACGUCAGAAAUGCUUCAUUUUUCGUCCCCACCUUGGAGUAGUCAUGACCAUCAUGAGUCACAUAGUGCCUCUAGAGACAGUGGACCUUUGUACCAUGGCUCGCACUCUAGGAAUGGCCCAUAUCAUUCAUCAGGGCAUCAUGGUCACAGCCAUAUUCAUGGACAUAGUGUUAGCCAUGGUCAUUCGUACCAUCCAGGAAGAGGCAGCCAUGCACAUGGUGGUACUCUCAUCCACUUUCCCCAUUCGUCAGGACAUCAGUCACAAAACAGCAGGGAUGAAAAAUCGUCAACACCGUCACUAGUAGCAGAAGAAUCUUCAUCGCCAGGCAUAAAAGAAAAACACAGCAGAUCAGCACUCAAUGAUGCUGGUCCUCAAAGUGAUUUUAUAGAAAGGGAGCAUAAAUGGGAGGAUAUCUCAAAGUCAUACAUCGAUAAAGCUCUCCUGGAUGAAGCAAAACAUCUUCAAAGAAGUGACAGCUUUUCACCCCAGAACAGGAUAGAGAAUAAUAGCAAACAUACAAGAGGCGAUGUUGAUAAUGAAAUGGCAAUAGAAAGUGAAGGGAAAGAUUCAAAGCCUGGACGAAUGGGAAUGCCUUUAGAUGCGAGAGAGCAAGACAAAUGGCACGAAAAACAUCAUCACAUGUCUAACUUUGAUGAAAGAGGAAGGGCAGAUGUUAUUUCGAAACAUGAUCAAAGACACAAUCAUGAUCCGAUGUUACCACGCUCAACCAAACCUUCCUAUAUUUCAUCAGUUUCUGAGAAAGCCUUGGCAUCUGCAAAGGCUUCUUACUUAAGUAAGGACAACACGGACAGAGGUUAUGGCGCUCGUGCCCAUGAGGAGAAGCACCAUGGCUCAUUUCCCUUUUCCCCAAUGAGAGAGAAAGAAGUUCCGCGUCAGAGGCCAGGUAUUAUGGGUCCAUUGGCAUCAAUGGGAGAUAGAGAAAUGGAUUACAAGAGGGAUCUACAUCACCGGGAGCAUGUACAUAAUCGAGGGUCACCAGUUCACCGAGAGUCGAGUAACAGUAGCCCACAGAAUGAGAGAAUGAUAAGGGCGGAGGCAACCCGAGAAUGGGUCAGUAAACAGCCAAGCAUGUUUGAGCCAUCUUCAUAUGUAAAGCCAGACCAAAGGGGCAGUUUCACUGAUGGAGCUAUUUUAAAUAGAAAACGGGACAGCCCAAAAAGUAUGAGUUCAAAAAGUGGAAGUGGGAAACAGGAGAAGUUCGCUAAAAAGGAGCAACACUAUGAGAGCCCAUUGAACUCUUCCCUUCCUCGAUACAGUGUACCUGGCAGAGCAGGAAGAUCUGAAUUAGACACCGCGACACCUGAGGCUCCAUUGCCAAAAAAUCAUCACGGUAAAAAUCCGUUCAAUGUCGAUUUUCUUAGUGUCAGCUCAGAUAUGGAAGCAAAAUCGAAAAGAGAGGUAGAUCGCCAUUACCACGUGCCAUUAAGCCAGGAUAACACUUCAGACAGGGUGUCUGUAAUUAAGUCAUCUUUACCGAUGCCUCAGCUGCAUAGGGAUGCAAGGGACUCACCAUUUAUGGACAGACCCAGGCAUGGUCAUGGAAUAGAAUUUUCAGAACAAGCAUAUUUGCCUAAGCCGACGUCCUUGUUAGACAGUCCAAUUCCUCCUAAAGUAGUUCCUCCUGUCACUGGUAAGCCACGGUCCUUUACCAGGCCAGAUGACAUUAGUUCAAAAAACAGUGAAAGCAGUAGCAGUAGCGAAGAGGAUUCUGCGGACCAGAUCGAAGACGAGGCUGACCCAAAGGAGGCUCAUAUUGCGCGAAGUGAUGAUUUGGAUGGCGAUGGUACUGAGAAUGAUGAAGUUGAAAGCCAGGAAGUAAGUGAAGCUGAAUCGGGUAGUGGCUCCGAGGGCGGAGACAGUUCAGCGGGAUCUGGGUCCGAGUCUGGUGAUGAUGACAACCAAUCGCAGUCGACCCAAGAUGCAUCUGAUAAUUUCAGUGUAACAGAUUCGACUCCGGAGAAGAGAAAGGGGGCUGCAGCAACAGGGAGUGAGCCAAAGCGUAGAAAAAUUGUUGAUGACAACAUGCUUCGAGUACCUUUAGCAGAAGGGUGGCGAAGGCAAACCAGAAUCAAGGCGGGCGGCAACGGGGAAAGUCUCAGGGGAGAUGUGUAUUAUUUUGCGCCGUGUGGGAAAAAGAUUCGAACGUACCCAGAGUUGCUAAAAUACUUGGAGAAGAAUGAGAUUGAACACCUUAACCUUGACCACUUCAGCUUCUCAACCAAGACCGUGGUUGGCGAAUUCAUGGAAUCCAAGCAGGGAGCAAAAUUUGAGAUACUUUCUGAGGAAGAAGUUUUAAGACGGCAUGCUUUGGAGAAGGAAAGGCAGAUCGCAAAAAGUGAAAGACUUGCAAAACGAAGAGAAAAGAAAAAGUUGAAAAACGAAAUGGCUAAACGAGCGCAGGAGGCCAGACAACGAAGACAUGUUGAGAAGCAGGUUGCAUUUGAAGCAAAGCUCUCAAGAAAGCGUCACCAACGUGUCACUGCUGAGGAGAAAAGAGUCAAGAAAGAGAACGAGAGACAGCAACGAGAACUGGAAAGGCUUCAACGUCAAGAACAACUGAGGGUUGAGAGAGAAAUGAGAGCAAGAUCGAUCCAGCAGGCUCGUAGAAGCAAGAAGGAAGCACUGCAACACGCAAAAAUGGAAGAAGCUUUACGAAAAGCACGGGAGCGUGAGAUGAAACGACAGCAAACGGUUAUCCUAAAACAACAAGAGAAGGAAAGACGAAAGCAACAUUUGAUGAUGAUAAGGGCAUUAGAGUCUCAGCGUAAAGCAGAGGAAAGAGAACGCAAAAAGGAGGAAAAGCGAUUAGAGAAAAGACUACUUAAGCAAAGAAAAAUGGAGCAAAGGAGAUUGGAAAGAUCCAUUGCACGGGAGCUGAAAAAGCCAGUCGAUGAUAUGGUUUUGAAUGACGGAAAGCCUUUGCCCGAGUUCUCAAGAAUCAAGGGCCUCAACAUCCCAGGCCGCGCGUAUGCAGAUCUGCUGAUGGUUGAAGAGUUUGUGUACUGUUUUGGUCAUGUCCUUGACAUAGAUCCAGAAACAGACUUUCCUUGUCUAGCUGAUCUUCAGUCUGCGUUAUUGAACGAAUCAGGCAGUGACGAUGCCUUGAUAACGGCAUGCGAAUCUCUUCUUACUGCAGCGCUUCAAGACCCUGGAGUUGUGGCAAAAACGAAGCUAGGAGUAUCCCUAGAAGACAUUGAGCUUAAUGAUGCUAACAUGUCUGAAGUUUUAAGGCUCUUCAUCAUCGCAAGAAACGACGAUGUAGAUCAUGAGCUGUCCGAUCUGCUUAAAGAAAAACCUAUCCACAGCUUGUCUCCCGUGCAAAAGGCAGCAGUUUUAGCCUUUCUCGUUAAUGAAUUGCUAUGCAGUAACAAAAUCUACAAUGAGAUGGACAAUUGUCUAGAACACAUGUCAAACCUCAGAAGGGACAAAUGGAAUAUGGAAGGAAGGAUAAGAAAGCUUAAAGCUGACUUGAAGACAAAGAAAAUCGAAAGAGGUCCGGUCGCUGCAGACGUACAAGCCAACGAGAGCAAUAGCACGACAAAGCCGAAAGCAAGCCAGAGCAAGAAAAAGGUUGCUGUUGAUGAUGAAGCUAGCAAUUUGUCACAAAUCACAAAAGACGAACAGGAUGACGAUGAAGAGGAUGAGGAAGAUGAAGACGAUGAAGAAAAGGAUAGUGAUGAUGAAGAAGGGGAUGAAGAAGAUGCUGCUGAAGACGACAACGAAGAAGAGGACAGUGAAGAUACAGAUGACGGAACUGAUCCAACAACAGCGGAAGAGAUAGAAAAGAGAAUAACUAAACUUGAAAAGAAACAUUCUAAAUACCGUCACAAGCUGUUCACAGCAUCUCACACUCUUCGCGGGCUAUGCAUCGGACAAGACAGAUACAAGCGCCGGUAUCACAUUCUUCCCCAUGCCGGCGGUGUUUAUGUCGAGGGGAUAGAAAGUGGGGAGUUGCAGGAAAAUGACGAAAAUCCUUCUGCAAAUGAUAAAUCAAAGGAUGAGAAGGAAAAAGGCCGUAGAAGAACAUCAAGUGGAAAUAGUAUUUCUGACAGCAACUCGACUCCGACGAGUGAAACCAAACAAAAAUUGACUUUGGACAUUAAAACUAACGACAAUGCAUCCGGGCAGAUUGGUGCGGAUGUUGUCAAGAGUCCGAACCAGAAGAAUCUUCUGCAAAGCCCAGCCUUAGUUUCACCUAUACAUUUUGGUAGUAAAUUAAACAACGUAUUUGAUAAAGAAUUUAGUCCAUAUGCUAAAGUUAAGACGGAAGAGCCUAAGAUAGUCUCUCCAAAUCAUAGUAUUGUAUCGCCUAACUCGAGAGUGUUUUCACCCAAGGAUGGGUUAAUGUCGCCGCCCCAUAGCAUUAAAAGCCCAGUUGAAAAGAAAGAGCCUUCUGGGAAAUGGUUCAGCCUCUUUCCAAUGAAAGCUUGCGAUGAAACGUCGCUGACCAGAUCGAGUAUCAUUCUGCCUGCUGUCAAUAAAGGAAAGCCCAUUGUUCCUCCUAACGUUGAUUUACUCAGUCAAGAUCGAAAUUUCUGCGAUUCACUAGCAAGCAGACAUUUCUUCGGCCACAGCCCGAUGCAUGGGUAUAUGCCAGAACUUCACGGACAUCAUCAUCAUCAUAACCACCAUCCUCACCACCACCACCAUCACCACCACCAUGUCAAUCACGGCUUCCAUAGCAAUAUGGGUGAUCAGCCACACCACACAGCAAAUGGAAGUGGUUACCCCGUGUUUCACUACCCUGGCAAGCAGACAGACAUUGAGGGACAUGAGUGGAAGGGGCAACAGGAUGAAAUGAGUAAGGCCUCGAUGCUUGGUUUAGCGCCACCGGGGGUUGACAUACAAAAAUUGAUUCAGCAAGACCCGCAAAAAGCCGCCGUUCUUUUGGAGAUGCAAAUGCUGGAGCCUGCUGCUGUGCCAGAUGAUAAGCGAUAUGGCUGGUGGAGAAUAGCUGAUCCUGACGUCAUUCACAGGCUGUUAAAAAUUUUACACACAAGGGGAAUUCGAGAGAAGAUGUUGCAUAAAAGUCUCACUCGACAUACAGAAUAUGCCUGCAGUUCUUGUAAGAAAAACAAGGAAGCAUUCUUAAUACAUCACAAGGACGAAGAUGAAAACAAGGAACCAGAAGUGUUGAAAAGCCCUAAAAAGGAAAAACACAAGGGUCUGAAAACAGCACCUCAAGGGAAGAUCGAGGACCGAACCUUUCCACUGGUGGCAUUCUCCGUUGACAAGGACAUAUUGAUUGAGAUCGAAGAACUGGAAGAGAAAAUGUUUUCUGCAAGUCUGCAAAAUAAGACCUGGAGACUCUCGCAAAAGGCCUCUUCCAAUCUCACAUACGUAAAGAAAGAAUCCAAGAUGAAACCGGAAGAAAAACCAUUGGAACUCGCAAAGUCGAGGCUGUUGUCAUUGGAAAAAGGAAUCGAAAGAAGAUAUUUGAAGCCUCCGUUCCGCCUUGAGAAACAUCCAAAUCAAGCUCAUAUUGCCAAAAGUAACGGAGAUAAUUCUCAAGAUGGACAUCCUUUGAGCUCUGACAAAGACUGGAGAAUAACGCCAAGCCUUCUACUUUGGAGAGAGACAGUCGAAUCUUGUACAUCAGCCGCUCAGUUAGCGAUGUGCAUCAGUAUGCUUAAAGACUGCAUUGCUUGGGAGAGAUCAAUCAUGAAAGUUUUCUGCAUCGAAUGUCGCAAAGGAGACAACGAAGACCUUCUCCUUUUGUGUGACCAAUGUGAUCGAGGAUGUCAUACUUAUUGUUGCAACCCAAAACUGGCGAAAAUUCCUGAUGGUGAUUGGUUCUGUAGAGAAUGCAUCAUGAUGGCCUCCGGAAGCGAUCAGUGUUAUGGUUGUCAAGGAUCGACUGGAAAAAGACUCAAAUGUCAAUUUUGCCCAAGAUAUUAUCAUCUGUUUUGUCUUGAUCCGCCUUUACAAAAAACACCUCGAUCGCCUUGGGCUUGCCCGGUUUGCAAGAAGGCUCGGCUGCAGAGCAAGAGAACUACAAAACGGAAAAAGAAACCGGAAGAUGAAUUCGAAAGCUUUUCAUCCUUUGACCUUUACGAUCAACCAACCAAACAAGGAAGAGCUAAGAAAAACAAAAUGAACAACAGGAAGCAAGCGAUGGAACUUAUGCAACCUUGUCGUCAAAUGUUGGCAGAGAUGGAAAGACACGAAUGUUCCUGGCCUUUUCUCGUACCAGUUAAUGCUAAACAGUUCCCAGAGUAUUACAGAAUUAUCAAAAAUCCAAUGGAUUUUCAUACGAUGAAAGUGAAAUUACGUGAUUUCCAGUACAAAAGUCAGGAUGAAUUCGCAAACGAUGCAAGACUGGUCUUCAGAAACUGUGACAUUUUUAAUGAAGACGAUUCUGAAGUUGGUCAGGCUGGUAAAAACAUGUUAAAGUUUUUCGAGAAACGGUGGAUUGAGGUGUUGGCGAACGAGUGUGAAAGCAAGGGAAGAAGAUCAAGCAAAGGAAAUGUCAGUGAUGGCAACGGAACUGCGGAGGAAACAAGUGGAGAUACUGAGUCAGAAGAGGAUGAUAACGAGGAGGAAGAAGAUGAGAACGAGGAUGGAGAUGACGAUAACGAGGAUGGAGAUGAUGAUGAUGAAGAGGAUGAAGAAGAGGGGGAAGGAGAGUGAAGAGAUAGACUUUUAAACUGUCCCAUGAGAGUAUAGACGGAAAUGAUGACAGUCAUUCCUACAGAAUCUUUGAGACAACAUCACGUGUGUUUCGGAAGGUGUGUUUUGUAGUUGAAGUAGGAAAGUCCCAGAAAUUUUGUCUUGGGUAAAAAAGUGCUUCUUUGCGUGACUUAAACAAAGAUAAAAUACAGAAAGGUACUGCAAGACUUACUUGAACAUCGAUAUUUUAUCAGUAUAGCAUCUUUGACAGAAAAAACAGCUAUUUAAAUUUGUUUCAAGUGAGUUCUCGUAUUUCCUUUAUAAAGUAGUGUUGCCUUCGCCUUAAAAAUCAAGCAGUCAGCAUUAUAAUUGCAAGCCUGUCCGAAACUAAAUAAAACUCCUCUACCUGUGUCAGCUAGGCAAUUUCAGCUGUAAAUUUCUUUAAAAGCAAAUACAAAACUUGAUCUACCUUUGUUUUCCAAAACUAUUUUGAACAACCCUGGGUAUUAUUACAAUGAGAUGGAGGACAAAAUUGUUGUCUUUCUCCGCAGUAAGACUUUUCACAGCAAAAGAGCUGGUUACAUCUUCUUAUACCAUGAGUCCGUUUUUCCUAGAACCGAUAUCCCCAGUGGACCAUUUCACGUUAUCCUUUUGUUUACAGUUUAAUUUUGAAGAUACUCCUCCCAUUAGCAAUUAUUACAGUUUAUUUUUACAAGGUUUUUCAGUCACUGUGAGCAAAAAAUAUUUAAAUACAAAGGCCUUAACAGUGCAUUUAUAUUCUUAUCGAUAAAAAUCAUUCUCGAUGUUAUUUUUGCAUUGUCAAUACUGAGUGUGAAAUUAACAAAGCUGAUAUUUUUAAAGCUUAUGUGAUUGACCCUUCCCCCCUCUCCUCCCUAUAACACACUCUUCUCGUAAUCCUUAAUGUUCUGAUUGCCUAAGCAAUAUUAACAAUAUCAGAAAUCAUACUCCAUGUAAAUUAUUUUGCACCUUUUCUUACUUGCUCAACCACCUCCCCCUCCCCCUCCCCAUGUCUUUAUUUUUGAAAGCAUUUCACGGCUCUAUUCUAAACCACAAGGUAUCUAGAGACUGUGAAAACCUCGUUUUGCUGUAAGAACCAUCUCUAGCUGCGCACAUGCUUUCUUAAUAAAUCCCAGAGCCAAAAACUCCUUGUUAGUUCGUCAUCUCUUUGUCGUAUCUUUCUGAGUUGAUGCUGAAAAACUAACCAUUUGCAGGUGUAAAUGUUCUGUUUUCUAUUUUAUCAUAAAUCAAGUCUUUUCGAAUUAUUAAAUCGGUUGUUAUAAACUGUCCCUGUCCGUACGAUGCCCAAACACAAGGAUUAUUCUGUGUAUAUUUUGUGAUUACUGCUUGAAAAAGAUUUGUUUUAUUAAAAGAGGCUUGUACGUU